ACCCAUCCAUUCCCUGUCACGUCAAUACAUCUCACCUUCCCAGGCAUAUUAACCAAGACCUCGCCCUCCCUUCCAUUCUCAUCGCCAUGGCCCGGAAGGGGAUCCUGUCGCCGGCGUCAAAUAAUCAAGCAAAUCUACCCAAGGGGAUCCGGCCGCGCAAAGGCAAUCGCCUGCAUCCAACUACACCUAGCGAGACACCAUAUCUACAAGAUCCACAGGAUUCGCCGGCACCAGGUCGCAAGCGCAAGCAAUCAAUCGAACACGCGCUCGAAGAUAACCCAGAACCAGACCCAGACCCAAAGCGACAACGGACAUCUCCACGCCCCACCAAAGACGCCUUUGGCGAGCCAGCGAUUGGCAGCGGCGCAUACAAACAUACUGACCUAGUUGCUUUCUGGGUGAAGGAAGGGCGCUGGCCAGAGAAGCAGGACUGGCCGGAAGAGACCUCAGAGACGGAUUUUACCAUGGAUCGUCUACUUGCGCGGAAGAAAUCCUCGUCCAAUCUACGGAAGCGGUCGAUCUCUGCCACAUCCACGACGCCUAGCGACCAGAAGCUGAGGGAGGAGAAGAGUGCACCAUACCGAAACCCACGCUACAAGAUGCUGCUUGAGACCAAAGGCAGCUUUAUGGACGAGUCUGAACUAGGGAUCAUCGACGAGAGCAAGACUUUAUGUCAGACAUUGCUCGAGACAGCACAGGCAGAGCCUCAGGAUACCUUGUUUCGUUCCGAUAUUUUCAAAUUAACCUGCCAGAAGGUAGAAGAUAGGAACGAGACAAGAGUUAUCCGGGAUAUUACACCAUUAAUUGUUCCGCCAGCAGAAAUCCUAUAUAUAUAUGGUGCCAGCCACCUUAAACAUCUCAUCGAGAGCGUCAACGAAGGGUGGAACAACUCGAUCCCUCUCACUAGUACCCGUCCACAGCCUGACUACUCCGUUGGGUUUAAACGAGACGCAUUCAGUGAGGACCAACUCGCCAAGCUAUCGCCAUUUAUUGGCGACUUCAUCGCCGGGGACCAGUCCUUCUUUAUGGCCACAUACUAUAUGUACUUCCCGUUCCUGACUUGCGAGGUGAAAUGUGGCACCGCAGCACUUGAUAUCGCGGACCGGCAGAACGCCCAUAGUAUGACCCUUGCGGUACGGGGCAUCGUCGAGCUCUUCCGUAUUGUUAAUCGCGAGAAUGAGAUCAACCGGAAGAUCCUCGCAUUCUCCGUCUCGCAUGACCACCGGUCGGUACGGAUCUACGGCCACUACCCGGUGAUAAACGGGAAAGAUACUAAGUACUACCGGCACCCGAUCCAUGAAUUUUCUUUCAUUGCGCUAGACGGGAAGGACAAAUGGACGGCAUAUCGAUUUACGAAAAACGUCUACGAUAUGUGGAUGCCCGAGCAUUUCAAGAAUAUCUGCUCUGCCAUCGAUCAGUUGCCCUCGGAUUUGGACUUUGAUGUGCCAUCACUUUCUGAGGCGACUGGGCUUUCCCAGGAUUUGGGGAACUUGAUGCAGUCAGAUGCCAGCUAUGCUUCUAUGCCUGACGAGCAGGGCAGCCAAUUGAGCAAUGCCGAGCAGCAAGUGGUCACUCUAGGUACCUCAUGUAGUGAGCCGAAGAGGAGGAAAGGAUAAGGCCUAGAAGGGCUGUAAGGUAUUACUAGGUAGAUGGUAUAGGAUUCAAUUGACUGUUGUCUUGAUCGUGCUUAUAACACAGAAAACCGCACUGGCAGUGUCAUCCUCGUCGUUGCUGUGACGAC
Molecule: messenger RNA, 1741 nt
Organism: Thermothelomyces thermophilus ATCC 42464
Lineage: Eukaryota; Fungi; Ascomycota; Sordariomycetes; Sordariales; Chaetomiaceae
Exons: 3
Coding region: 87-1616 (509 amino acids)
Source: RefSeq, a predicted model, not a curated record